This is a messenger RNA of Tilletiaria anomala UBC 951, 3957 nucleotides long. RefSeq names its product PigN-domain-containing protein. The transcript is spliced from 7 exons. NCBI's taxonomy places the organism in Eukaryota, Fungi, Basidiomycota, Exobasidiomycetes, Georgefischeriales, Tilletiariaceae. Bases 326 to 3898 code for a protein of 1190 amino acids. The record is from RefSeq and is a predicted model, not a curated record. Gene Ontology annotation, molecular function: mannose-ethanolamine phosphotransferase activity. Gene Ontology annotation, cellular component: endoplasmic reticulum membrane. Gene Ontology annotation, biological process: GPI anchor biosynthetic process.
CGUUCACCGUCCAGUACUCCAGAUUCUCUACAUUCCUUCCGUGGUCCAAGCCUCCGGAGACAAGGUCGAUGAUGUACAAGGACUCCUUGACGGCUUGUGGAUCAGGACGCCCCACGGAUUGUUCAUCAAUUGUGGGUUCUCAGCAGCGCAUGACCGUGUCGAAAGGCACCGGUGUCCGCCGCCGAGAGAGGACCAAGCGCUGUUGAAGCACGUGAAUCUGUCUAUGUUGCUUGUCCGUUGAUUUCCACAAGCCAGCGUCCCUCAUUUGCUGUUUUCGAUUACGAAUAAGAAUCAAGAGCCAGCUGGGCUGGGCUUCAUCUCCACAAUGUCGUCAAAGACGGACGGGGCGCAUCCCAUUCGAACAAGCUGGUUGCAUUCGACACGCUCCCUCAUGGUCAUUUCCUUCCUCUUUCACCUUCUCUACACUUACUCCGUAUGCGACAUAUACUUUACCUCCCCUGUUGUGCACCCGAUUCGUCGUUUCACCUUGAAUGACACUUACAUCAUAGCACCCUCAUCACUCGCCGAAUAUGAAAAAGCCGGCGGGGUAUUGGAGUUGGCUAUGGUGCCUGUCCUCAGCUUCAAGCAUCCGUCAGCUCCAAUGCCGUUGCAAGAUGGGCGACCUCUCAUUUUCGAAAAGGGAGAAGAAGUCGAGGCAGAACUUCAGGAAGGGCUAGAAGCUUUGAAUUAUGGUCAAGGAAAGAAAAAUGAAAGCUCACUUUGGCACGAUCACGAUUCAUCGUCUCAAACUACACUCUCCGAGCUUGGCGCAGAAGGCAAACAGGAGCAGAAAGCAUUAGAAAUGGAAGAAGUUCAAAUGGGCGGAUUCAUGGGCCUAGAGCGAUAUAGGCAGUGGAAGUCCCCUGCCGACCGGCUAGUCCUCAUCGUCGGCGACGGACUUAGAGCCGACACUUUGUUCAAGAAACACCCAUGGCACAUGUUGCCUGCUUGGGCGCAACAAGACCUUUUGCGACAGUCCAACAACGGAGAGGCGGGAGACUUCAACCUUCAGUACAACAGUGCCCUUUCACCGUUCAAGAACGAUACUGCGAUCGCUUUUGGAGAUGCGAACAGCGAAACGCUCAAAACUUUACAAGGAACAUUACAUCCCGCUGCUCCGUUCCUGCACCAUGUUGCAAUCAAUCGAGGUCCAUUUGGCGUGUCGCACACGCGCGUACCAACUGAGUCGCGGCCGGGGCACGUUGCUCUGAUCGCCGGAAUGUACGAGGACGUCAGCGCCGUCACCAAAGGCUGGAAGCUCAAUCCGGUUCAAUUUGAUUCAGUCUUCAAUCAGAGUACGCAGACGUGGGCGUUCGGUAGCCCGGAUAUUUUGCCAAUGUUUGCCAAAGGUGUGGCAAAGGAGAGGGUAUGGAUGGAAACUUACAGCGAGGAUGAGGAGGACUUUACUAAGGAUGCGACAAACCUGGACCUCUGGGUGCUUGGUCACCUAGAAGAGCUCUUCUCCCACGCCCAAGCUGACAAACAAUUGAAGGAGCGCCUGCACCAACCUGGCACAAUUUUCUUCCUUCAUCUUCUCGGUCUUGACACAACAGGACACACCUACCGUCCACAUUCGACAGAGUACGUCGGCAACACAAUCGUCGUCGAUGCCAUUGCCGCGCGGGUUGAAGCGCUCUUCGAUGAAUUCUAUGACCACGACAAUAGGACGGCGUACGUCUUCACCGCCGACCAUGGCAUGAGCACCAAAGGCAACCACGGCGAUGGAGACCCGGACAACACGCGCACGCCACUCAUCGCGUGGGGAUCUGGCGUGGCACGCCCAACGAAGCUCGAUGCAGCCGACAAACAGAGACAGAUGAGGAAGGCUGAUGCGGAGCAAGAUGCGUACUACAGCCACUGGGUGGUGGGUGACGUCAAACGCAACGACGUAGAUCAAGCGGAUGUAGCGUCUUUGAUUGCAUCGCUCAUAGGUGCCCCAUUUCCCGGCAACUUGGAAGGCCACCUUCCAUUGCCUUACCUGAACGUCAGCGAUGAGCACAUCGUCCGAGCUUUGUUGGCGAACACGCUACAGGUACUCGAAGUGUACCGCACAAAGCAUGAGGCACGCUCAAAGCGCAUGAUCAAUUACAUCCCAUUUGAAUCGUUGGACAAGGACGAAGAGGAUGACCUGCCCGGCGAACAACUUGUUCACGAAGCCAAAUAUCUUGUCGCCAUCGGUGAUUUACAUGAAGCGGUCGAGCGUAUCGAUGAGCUCUUCCGACUCGCUUUAGAAGGCAACAGAUACUUGCAGACGUAUGACUGGCUGCUUCUCUGCACCAUCAUCACCCUCGGCUACUUGGGCUCGAUUCUCUACGGCAUUUCCUUCCUUCUGCAGCGAUACUUUCUCUCCCCCGAGCAUCCCACCCUUGCUUUGUACAGACCUCAAGGCUCUGGUUCUGACCCGAGCGUCCUCAGCCUUGGGAAGCUUAUCUGCGUACCAAUAUUUGGGGCACUAUGUGCGAAAUUUACUGCAGAAGGCUCGCCACUCACUUACUACGUGUACGCAGUCUUUCCAGCGUUAUUCUGGACACGAGUUAUCGAUGAACGCGCGGUUUUUGUUGCCGCUUGGCGCGCAAGUCGAAAUCCGACUACUAGCACCCAAGCUGUUCCGGGUCCAGCUGAGAACAAGGAAGGUGGAGCGACAGUGGGCGGACUGCUAGCCUACAUCAUUUGCUCUCUCGCCCUUUUGGAGCUCAUCGUCGUCGGAUACCUCAACAGGGUGGCAUGGACCAUUGGGUUUCUCGUACUUGGAACCGUGUGGCCAAUAGUCGGCAUCACUAAGCCCAUGCGCCAGGAACACCCCAAAACCAUCCUCGCCUGGAUGGCUGUCUGCUUUCUUAAUGGUAUGUUCACCGUUAACAGUCUUGACAAAGAAGAAAGCAUACAAGUUCUCAUUAUUACCGGCAUGGCAUUCUUGAUGGGCGGCAUGUAUGUCUUGAGCAACGCAAAUGCGUUGCUUGGAUGCGGCACAAGCGCUGAAGGGUUGCAACGGACCGUACGCACGAUUCAAAUUGAGCUUGGAGUGCUAUGUGCCGCAACGAUCGUAACAACCGUCUCUGCGUACAGCCUCCAAUCGAAGCGUGGCCUGCCUUUAGCCAGCCAAGUCGGCGGCUGGCUGGUCCUUGCUUUCUGCCUAACUUUCCCUUUCGCUUAUGGGCUCCGUGUGGACAAAAAAUCCGGCAACCACCAGCCGCCAGUGCAGCGUAUUGCGAUUACGAUAUUUGCUUUUGCGCCCCUUUUCAUUCUGCUAUCGAUACGAGACGAAGCCCUCUUCUUUGGCUCCUUCGCCCUUCUCCUCGCAGCUUGGACGAGAAUAGAAGGCCUCCUGUAUGCUGAGAGAGCCGGUACAAGUGGCGGUAGCAGGGGACCGCGGCUGCUUGCAAAGGAAGAUGUGCGAAUCGCCCUCUUCUUUUUGUUCUUCUUGCACGUCGCAUUCUUUGGCACAGGGAAUAUCGCUUCGAUAUCCUCGUUCUACCUGUCGCCCGUUUACCGCUUGGUACCUGUCUUCAGCCCCUUUUUGAUGGCGGCACUUCUCAUCCUCAAGAUCAUGGUCCCCUUCUUGAUUCUGUGCUCCGCCUUCCAAGUACUCUGCGUGUCGCCACAGGCCAACAAAGCACAGAAGAGCAAGGCAGUUGAAGCAAAAGCGCAGGACACAACUGGUGAUUUUGUACAGAUCGCAGGGUUAGGGCUCGCCGAUGCGUCACCCUUGGUUCUGUCUGCUUGCAUCGCUACAGACGUCCUCGCGCUGAAUUUCCUCUAUGCGGUCCGGGACACUGGUAGUUGGUUGGAGAUCGGGCAGACAAUUACACACUUCGCCAUGGCGAACCUGCUACAAGUCUUCAUGCUCGGCCUCACCGCCUUGAGUGCCGCAUUCAUCGGAAGUUUGGAGCAAGUCUGACACAUUAAAAUCUGAUUCUGGGAGUCAUCCUGCAGAUCGUAAUGCAUAUUUGGCGUGCU